Messenger RNA from Pieris rapae (cabbage white), 565 nucleotides. Its product is annotated as larval cuticle protein A2B-like. The record is from RefSeq and is a predicted model, not a curated record. The transcript is spliced from 2 exons. Bases 46 to 507 code for a protein of 153 amino acids. NCBI's taxonomy places the organism in Eukaryota, Metazoa, Arthropoda, Insecta, Lepidoptera, Pieridae. Gene Ontology annotation, cellular component: extracellular matrix.
CAGAUCAGCACUACAGUUUUGUAUCCCGUCCAAUCAAAACUAAAAAUGGCUUUUAAGUUUGUUGUAUUGGCCUGUUUGGUGGCGGCCGUAAGCGCUGGUCUUCUGCCAGUAGCUCCUUUGGCUUACACACACGCCGUUCAUGCUCCAGUCGCCUACGCUGCCCCCGUUGCCAAAGUUGUAUCUGCCGUCGACGAAUACGACGCCCAUCCCCAAUACAGUUUCGCAUACGACGUUCAAGAUGGCCACUCUGGUGACUCCAAGAGCCAACAUGAAACUCGUGAUGGUGAUGUUGUCCAAGGCUCCUACUCAGUUGUAGACCCUGAUGGCCACAAACGCACCGUUGACUACACUGCUGACCCCCACAAUGGAUUCAAUGCCGUGGUUCGCAGAGAGCCCCUUGCAGUUCAAGCUGUCGCCAAGGUGGCUGCCCCAAUCCAAUACCAUGCUAGUCCAGUCCAAUACCACGCUGCACCUGUAGCCUACUCUGCCCCUCUGUACCACCAUUAAGAUGAACAAACCAAGCCAAACUGUACAUAAAUUAAUAAAUAAAGAGUAAAUUAUUAAA